AGGAUGGGCCGUUCGGUGUUGUGCGAAUCGUUCGUGGAGGAUUAUCUCCGGCAGCUAAGCCGGAAAGCAGGCGUGUGCAUGGGACUGCUCAUUGGACAACCGUCUGCUAGCGGAAAGGAUUACAUUGUCCAUGCGUGUCGCAUUACCGGCCAAGACGCGGAGGAAAGCGAUGAAACGCAAAAGCUGAACGCGACGGUAGCAUCUCAACAGGCACUGGAUGCGACUAGGAUGCUGCCGGGUGGAAUGUACGUGAUGGGGAUAUUUGUCAUCCACCCGAAGAAUGUGUUCCAGGAUCAAACGCUGCUAUCGUCGGUAAAGUUCAUUCUGAUGAGCAUAAAGGCUACUUUCGAUGCUAAUCCAUUGCUGAUGGGCACUUGUGACGAGCUGGAGAAGAACGAAAAGCUGGUACUGUACUACUCGUCCAGUAGUAGCAAAACACAGAUUUGCAAAACGGUUUCACUGACGGCGGAGAAUCCCGCUGUACUUCCGUGCGAUUGGAAAUUUGUCGAACGCUCAUCCUCCUGGCACAAGCUUAAUGUCUACUUCGAGACGGAUGAGGUGUAUCCGUUGACACAAAAAAGCGACCACGAACAGUACGAUACGGAAGCGAAUCUGACGGAGUGUGCGAGGAAACUUAAGGAGCAGCUGAUGGAUGCAAAAAUCCUUUUCGGUGGGGAGCCAAAAUGCGCCACCGAUACCGUAGAGCCUGCACCGGCAAAUGUUUAUUUGCCUACGUCUACAGAACUCACCCCAAACGAAACAAAGAUAGAACAUUUCAAGGGUACGAUGAAAUUCGACGGUAUUGUUAGCUCCCAGAUUUUUAUUCACUCGCAGAGCACCUUCGGCGAGGCGGAACGUUUCAUUGUGGCCGAUAUCGUACGUUCGCUUAUGUCGCGCAUUCAAAUUCACUGUGAUUCAUUGGUACAGACUGAAGACACGACGACACAGGACAAGAUUACGCUGAACGAGUUGCCACGCCGCAUCUAUUUCCCCGUUCGUGCACAGGGCGGUUUUCCGGUCCAGUUCAGCGAUUAUCUGUUCCCGGAGGAGAGCGUUGAAACGCCGGUAGGCCGGAUAAGAGAAAUUCUCGACAUUGGGGUAGCCGUGAGAGAUCUUAACUGUAAGGUGGAGCUAGUGCCUGUUGUGAAGGAGGACGAACGACCAGCGGAAGAGGAGGAGGUAUGGCGUCCCAAAAACAAGGAAGAAGAUUUCGAGGGCAAACUAAAUUUGCCCGUGGUCGGUGGACUGGUGACGGUAAUCGUUUUGCUAAUUGCUUUGUUGGUGUACUAUUUAAUGAAAUAAAUUGAAGCAUUUAAGCG
This is a messenger RNA of Anopheles maculipalpis, 1319 nucleotides long. RefSeq names its product protein odr-4 homolog. NCBI's taxonomy places the organism in Eukaryota, Metazoa, Arthropoda, Insecta, Diptera, Culicidae. Gene Ontology annotation, biological process: intracellular protein localization. The transcript has 2 exons. The coding region runs from base 4 to 1302 and encodes 432 amino acids. The record is from RefSeq and is a predicted model, not a curated record. Gene Ontology annotation, cellular component: endomembrane system.